CCCAUCUGCAAGUAAACAAAUAGAAAUUAAUUGUACCAAACCACCAUACAACUUACAAUUCCUCAAUUAAAAACCCUGCAAAUUUUUCAUCCCAUACAAUACAAGCCUCUCUCUCUCUCUCUCUCUCUCUCUCUCUCUCUCCAUCUCUCUCUCCCUCUCUCUCUCUCCAAAGUGACAGCCUUCCAGCAACUCUCCGGCUCCGACUGUCGGCGGCGUUUGUUUGAUAUCUGCAGUGAAACAUAAGAUGGAGAAGAUGAUGAUGGGAUUUCAACUGGGUGUGAUUGGUGCAUUGUUUCUAUCGGUGGCCUCAUCGGUGUCAAUUGUGAUUUGCAACAAGGCCUUGAUGAGCAAUCUUGGUUUUCCAUUUGCUACUACAUUGACAAGUUGGCAUCUGAUGGUAACAUACUGCACAUUACAUGUGGCCCAACGCUUGAAUUUCUUCGAGACUAAAUCUAUUGAUAUGAAGACUGUCAUCCUCUUUGGCAUCCUUAAUGGCGUUUCCAUUGGAUUUCUUAACUUGAGCCUUGGCUUCAACUCCAUUGGUUUUUACCAGAUGACCAAACUAGCCAUUAUACCAUUUACAGUGUUACUGGAGACCAUCUUCUUGAACAAGCAAUUCAGCCAAAAAAUAAAGCUCUCCCUUCUGCUCUUACUCAUGGGAGUUGGGGUGGCUUCAGUGACAGAUCUUCAGCUCAAUUUAGUUGGAUCAAUUCUUUCUCUUCUAGCAAUUGCAACUACAUGCGUUGGACAAAUUCUCACAAACACAAUACAAAAGAGGCUAAACGUGUCUUCCACUCAGCUUCUGUACCAGUCAGCCCCAUUUCAAGCUGCGAUCCUUUUUGUAACAGGCCCUCUACUGGACCAGUACCUCACAAAGCAAAAUGUUUUUGCUUUCAGUUACUCUCCUCUUGUCUUGGGCUUUAUCAUUCUUUCCUGCUUGAUUGCUGUAUCGGUUAACUUCAGCACCUUUUUGGUUAUUGGGAAAACAUCACCGGUUACAUAUCAAGUUUUGGGACAUCUGAAAACAUGUCUUGUUCUUGGCUUCGGAUAUACUUUACUACAUGAUCCUUUCACUGCUAGGAACAUUAUUGGAAUCCUCAUUGCUAUUGUUGGCAUGGGUUUGUAUUCUUACUUUUGUACCUACGAAAACAAAAAGAAACAAUUGGUUGAUCUCUCCUCUCCUCAGGUUAAAGACAGGGACACUAAUACACCACUUUUGGGACAUCAGGAGAAUGAGGUCAAGAAAUCAAAUAAGGAUUCUCUUGUCUGAGAAGUUAGGAUUUUGACAUCAACUUAUCUUUUAAGAUUUUUGUGGUCUUUUUUUUAUUUUUAUACUUUUUUCUCAGUCAAUUGAAUGAGUGUAAAGGGUGGUAAUUCAUUAUAUACUUUCAAUAAUCAAAUUACAUAAAUCGUAGGUUCAAGUUCAA
This is a messenger RNA of Daucus carota subsp. sativus, 1427 nucleotides long. RefSeq names its product UDP-xylose transporter 1. The coding region runs from base 245 to 1270 and encodes 341 amino acids. The record is from RefSeq and is a predicted model, not a curated record. Gene Ontology annotation, molecular function: UDP-xylose transmembrane transporter activity; antiporter activity. The transcript is spliced from 8 exons. Gene Ontology annotation, cellular component: Golgi apparatus. NCBI's taxonomy places the organism in Eukaryota, Viridiplantae, Streptophyta, Magnoliopsida, Apiales, Apiaceae.